Molecule: messenger RNA, 2241 nt
Organism: Boleophthalmus pectinirostris (great blue-spotted mudskipper)
Lineage: Eukaryota; Metazoa; Chordata; Actinopteri; Gobiiformes; Gobiidae
Gene: casq1b
Product: calsequestrin 1b
Exons: 11
Coding region: 26-1393 (455 amino acids)
Biological process (GO): regulation of skeletal muscle contraction by regulation of release of sequestered calcium ion
Cellular component (GO): sarcoplasmic reticulum lumen
Molecular function (GO): calcium ion binding
Source: RefSeq, a predicted model, not a curated record
CUGAGCGCUGUGAGAAGAGAGCACCAUGAAGUGGGGCUGGGUGAUCGUGGGGGUCCUCCUAACUUUGGGAGCCCUCAGUUGGGCUGACACUGGUUUGGAAAUCCCAGAGUAUGAUGGCAAAGACCGCGUCCACGAACUCACAUCCAAGAACUACAAAUCUAUCAUGAAGAAGUAUGACGUGAUGGUCAUCUACUACCACAAGCACGUGCAGGGCAACCGCGCGGCCAUGAAGCAGUUGCAGAUCGAGGAGCUGGCUCUGGAGCUUGCAGCUCAGGUCCUGGAUGACUUGGAGGACGAAGAUAUUGGAUUUGCUCUUGUUGAUGAAAAGAAAGGUGCUGCUGUUGCCAAGAAGCUAGGUCUGGAUGAGGUGGAGAGCAUCUAUGUGUUUGCUGAUAAUGAGAUCAUUGAGUACGACGGAGAAUUGGCAGCAGACACUCUGGUGGAGUUCCUGUAUGAUGUGAUUGAGGACCCGGUUGAGAUCAUUGACAAUGAACGUGAGCUCAAGGGCUUCUACAACAUGGACGAGGUCAUCAAACUGGUCGGCUACUUCAAGAGCGAAAAAUCCUCCCACUUCAUUGAGUAUGACGAUGCCGCAGAGGAGUUUCAUCCUUUUGUCAAAUUCUUUGCCACAUUUGACGCCAAGAUUGCCAAAAAAUUGAAGCUGAAAAUAAAUGAAGUGGAUUUUUAUGAGCCGUUCAUGGAGGAGCCUGUGACAAUCCCUGGAAAACCAUACAUCGAAGACGAGCUGGUGGAAUACAUUGAGCAGCAUGACAGGCCUACGUUGAGGAAGCUUGAACCUCACAGCAUGUACGAGAUCUGGGAGGAUGAUAUCGAUGGAGAGCACAUUGUGGCUUUUGCAGAGGAAGAUGACCCAGAUGGUUUUGAAUUCCUGGAAAUCUUGAAGGAGGUCGCUCGUGAGAACACAGACAACCCUAACCUCAGCAUCAUCUGGAUUGACCCAGACUUGUUCCCUCUGCUGGUUCCUUACUGGGAGAAGACCUUUGGCAUUGACCUUGCCUCUCCUCAGAUUGGCGUUGUUGAUGUUGAAGAUGCUGACAGUGUGUGGAUGGAAAUGGAUGAUGAUGAUGAAAUGCCCACCGCUGACGAACUGGAGCAGUGGAUCGAGGAUGUUCUUUCAGGCAAGAUUGACCCAGAUGAUGAUGAUGAUGAUGAUGAUGAUGAUGAUGAUGAUGAUGACGAUGAUGACGAUGACGAUGACGACGAUGAUGACGAUGAUGAUGACGACGAUGAUGACGAUGAUGAUGACGAUGAUGACGAUGAUGAUGAUGAUGACGAUGAUGAUGACGAUGACGAUGAUGAUGACGACGAUGAUGAUGACGAUGAUGAUGACGAUGAUGAUGAUGAUGACGAUGAUGAUGACGACGAUGAAUAAGUUUUAUUUUUUUAAUGUGAUUAAAUCAUUUAAUGUGAUAGUUUGAAAUCUAAAGCUGUAUCUGGUAGCUGAAACUACCUUAUACUAUCUUACUACUUCAACUGGAAUAACAGGCAUUUACUAAAACUGAACUAAUUUGACAAUCACAAACUAUCACUUUAAAUAUUGUGUAGCAAACCAUUUAGUUUGCUUUUGUGUGGUUUCCUGUGAAACCAGAACGGUAACUCUGGCAUGAUUCAAUGAUCCUGCCGGUAAGUUUUUUUAAAGACAAGGAUUGACCCUCUGAAGAGCGGGUUUAUAAAACAGGUGUGAGUUAUCAGAUAAUCGCACUAAUUUAACAAACAGUUUGAUACACACCCUUUCUACCGACAUUUUCCUAUAAUGAUAUUCAUGUUUAAAUGUCAUGUUUUUUACUUGAAAAAGAGAAGAAACACUUAAACCCAAACCCCACUGGACAGUCUUAAAUCCUGGCAUAUCUCCCAUGGAAAAAAUAAUGUUUAGCGGCUUAAAGAAUUAAGAUCAGCACACACUAGUACAUACAAUACAUGAUAUAAUUAUAUCAAUAACUCAUGUAUGUAUCACUGAAUAAAAGUUGGGAGAGUCAAACAGUGCACUGUUCUACGUGUUUUGCUGCUUUUGUAAAUGUUUGGCAGUAUGUGUUGUAUUUUAGGGUACAAGUUCUUGAUGAAAAACCAUCAUACUUGGCUUGAACCUAAAUUAAUGUGGAGCCUGGUGACGUUUUAUGAACUCACAAACCAAACUCAGAUAAUUCACAGAAAUAAAAGUAUCACUGCACUGGGCAGAGAAUGCAGUAUUUAAGAUACGUUGUGAUUCUUCUCUCAAUAAAA